GUCCCUGUUCUCACUGCUUCUUUUCUUCGCGACACUUCCGACAACUUACCGUGUUCAAGUCGACAAAGCAGUCAAGAUGCCUCGCGGACCUAAGAAGCACCAAAAGCGCCUCAGUGCGCCCUCGCACUGGCUCCUGGACAAAAUGUCCGGAACCUAUGCUCCCAAGGCCUCCCCCGGUCCUCACAAGCUCCGUGACUGCCUGCCCCUAAUCGUCUUCAUCCGCAACCGUCUUAAGUACGCUCUUAACGGCCGCGAGACCAAGGCGAUCAUGAUGCAGCGUCUCAUCCAGGUCGACGGCAAGGUCCGCACUGACCCGACCUACCCUGCCGGUUUCAUGGAUGUCAUCACCAUCGAGAAGACUGGCGAGAACUUCCGUCUCAUCUACGACACCAAGGGCCGCUUCACCGUCCACCGCAUUCAGGCUGAGGAGGCCGAGUACAAGCUCUGCAAGGUCAAGAAGGUGCAGCUCGGCAAGGGCGGGAUCCCAUUCUUGGUUACGCACGAUGCGCGAACUAUCCGCUACCCCGACCCUGCUAUCAAGGUCAACGACACCGUGAAGGUUGACAUUGCUACUGGCAAGAUCACCGACUUCUGCCGCUUCGAUACCGGCGUUGUCUGCAUGGUUACUGGUGGUCGUAACAUGGGUCGUGUUGGUGUUGUCACCCACCGUGAGCGUCACGAUGGUGGUUUCAACAUCGUCCACGUUAAGGAUGCCAUUGACAACACAUUCGCCACCCGUGAGAGCAACGUCUUCGUCAUUGGCCAGGACAAGCCCUGGAUCUCUCUUCCCAAGGGCAAGGGUGUCAAGCUCUCCAUUGCUGAAGAGCGUGACCGCCGCCGCGCCUACGCCCUUGCCCAGUAAAUGUGGUCCGGUAAGUAAUCGAGGCUACGGGCAAGUAAAAGGCUUUUACAAUGUAAGAACAAGCCAACCCGCCGAGGGAGACAUACUCUUGUCUUGCUUUGUGGACUGUAUGACGCGUGCUACUAUGAAUGAACAAAAGUUGUCCAAA
Molecule: messenger RNA, 1010 nt
Organism: Aspergillus nidulans FGSC A4
Lineage: Eukaryota; Fungi; Ascomycota; Eurotiomycetes; Eurotiales; Aspergillaceae
Product: 40S ribosomal protein eS4
Exons: 5
Coding region: 77-862 (261 amino acids)
Biological process (GO): translation; cytoplasmic translation
Cellular component (GO): ribosome; cytosolic small ribosomal subunit
Molecular function (GO): RNA binding; structural constituent of ribosome
Source: RefSeq, a predicted model, not a curated record